AUGUCAUCAUCGACUGAAACCAAGCCAGUAACUUCCAACGAGGAGGUUGUAGACUUCUUGGCAAGUUUCCUUGACCGUACCACGAUAAAGGCUGACGAGCCCGCGGCAACAAAAUCCAAGCCACUCGAGUCUAAGUCGCAGUAUACCUUCGUCGACACCCUGGAGACUUUGUCUGAUGUAAUUGAUGAUCUUGUUGAUCUCCCGACCAGCCCGCCAUCUCUCUAUGUCGACCUGGAGGGUAACAACCUCUCCCGCCAUGGGACCAUCUCGAUCCUUCAGGUUCACGUCCGCACCACUGGGCACACCUACUUGAUCGACGUUCUCACCCUUGGCUCCCUCGCAUUCUCUACCUCGGGCAUCCUCCACGCCGAGACCACCCUCAAGUCUAUCCUUGAGAGUGACCAGAUACCAAAGGUCUUCUUCGACGUCCGCAAUGACUCGGACGCCCUCUACUCCCACUACAAUAUUAGCCUCUCAGGCAUCCACGACCUCCAACUCAUGGCCCUCGCUACCCGCAACCCUGGGCAGCGAAGAGUCAUCUCCGGUCUAGCCAGGUGCAUCGAAAAGGACGCGCCCCUCUCCCUUGCGGAGAGAUCACGGCUGGCCGCUGUAAAGGCAAAGGGGUCGGCGCUGUUCAGCCCUGAGAAGGGGGGCAGCUACGCCGUCUUCGACGCGAGGCCCCUGUCCAAGGAGAUUGCGGACUACUGCGUGCAGGACACGGCGAUCCUUCCCAGGCUGUGGUCGCACUACGACGGGCAGCUGAGCAGGGAGUGGGACGGGAGGGUGCGGGACAUGUCGAGGAGGCGGGUGAAGGAGUCUCAGUCGCCCGCGUUCAACGGCAAGGGGCGGCAUAUGGCGCUGGGUCCCGUGGAGUGGGCCAUGUUGAGAAAGUGA
This is a messenger RNA of Clonostachys rhizophaga, 894 nucleotides long. The record is from the annotation of a GenBank genome assembly. Lineage: Eukaryota; Fungi; Ascomycota; Sordariomycetes; Hypocreales; Bionectriaceae.